Messenger RNA from Gongylonema pulchrum, 402 nucleotides. Lineage: Eukaryota; Metazoa; Nematoda; Chromadorea; Rhabditida; Gongylonematidae. The record is from the annotation of a GenBank genome assembly.
AUGACGCGGGCACGUUUGCUGACGCGGUUUGUCAAUCGGAAUCCACGGAACAUCGAGCGGCUUGGCCUACAAGCUCCUCCAGCUGGCUAUGGGAUGGACGUGGACCGAGAUAAACAUAGCUUCAUUUACAGGGCAGUUUUAACACGGCAUCGUCAGUAUAUUGAAGCACACAUUGAACAUUACAGAGAAGGCAUUGUGCUGAGUGCAUCUUCACGGGAAAAGCAUAUUUCUUCCCAACUUUAUCAUCCUUCGGAUGUCUCGGCUUGUGCCAAUAUUGGCCGUGUGCUCGGUUUGCGGAGUUGCAUGGCCGGAAUACAUUUUCUACAAGCUGUCCAACCCGAUGUUAUCAAGCGUAGUGAACACGUAUGUUUUCUUCCGAAUCUUUAUUUCUUAUUUUUCUGA